GUUUGGAAAGUGUCAACACAUCGUUUCAAAGUCAAUCUCCUAUUGUUUUGUGAAUCAAUUGAUUUGUAAACAAAGCAAUCGUUUUGCGAAACCAUUUAAUUGUAUUUAAUUGUCAACUGAUUGUCACAAUACAUACCAAACGAGAUGCCAGUCGUUGGAGAAAUCGGUUUCGCGACUCUUCCGGAACACGUGCACAGAAAGUCGGCCAAAAAGGGCUUUGACUUCACUAUUAUGGUCGUCGGCGAGUCAGGUCUGGGCAAAUCAACUCUCAUCAAUUGUCUAUUUCUGGCCGAUCUCUACAAACAACGCAAACAGUUAAAUGUGGACAAACUGUUGGACCGAACGGUUGUGAUCGAUAAGAAACAGUUGGACAUCAUUGAGAAGGGCAUCAAAUUGCGGGUCACUAUUGUGGACACUCCCGGCUAUGGAGACUCACUCGAUCUCAACGACAGCUUUCAAUCGGUUGAACAG
Medioppia subpectinata is the source of this 471-nucleotide messenger RNA. Lineage: Eukaryota; Metazoa; Arthropoda; Arachnida; Sarcoptiformes; Oppiidae. The record is from the annotation of a GenBank genome assembly.